AUGGGACGCCGACGCCGUCUGCAGCACUUGGCUGCAGCACCACCAGAAGCCUGGUGGCACAGGCCAGAAUUGACUCCCAAAACAGAUCAAUUCCCGGACGAUGCGUCUGUACUAGAACCAGGACUUGGGGAUGUUGAUGAUGCGAGAUUGCGGCUGAAACGAAAACUUCAACGAAAUCGAACGUCGUUUUCCAACGAUCAAAUUGAAAGUCUCGAAAAAGAAUUUGAGCGGACUCACUAUCCUGACGUUUUUGCGCGGGAACGACUGGCCGCAAAAAUCGGACUGCCUGAAGCUCGUAUUCAGGUUUGGUUUAGCAAUCGCCGUGCAAAAUGGCGCCGAGAGGAGAAGCUGAGGAAGCAGAAGAAUUCACCUGGAAAUUGUAUUUCACCACCCGGUUCCAAUAGUUCCAACCAGCUUUUACAACCCCCAGCAUCGCCAGGUCCUGGUCACCACCCAGGUGCCAUACGACCUCCACUGUCACCCCUGGAAGAAGGAGUGGCAACAAUUGGUUCCAACAAGAUACCACCAACCUCUCCUACAACCACUCCAUCAUCCUCCACUUCGUCUACAUCUGUGGCACCAGGAGUGACACCUCCCAGCAGUUUUGCUGCAGCCAUGACACCAGGGGCACAUGGGCUCCACAGUGCCGCUUUGCCCCAGGGACCCAAGGAAAUUCUGCAGAGGAAACGGCGAGUCACGUUGCGUCAGAUGAGUACUGAUGCGCAGCUUUCCAAGUACUCGAAAAAGUUUCCGCCUGUCCUCCUGUUUAGGAUUUCGAGGGGGCCCAAGGAAAUUCUGCAGAGGAAACGGCGAGUCACGUUGCAUGAGAUGAGUACUGAUGCGCAGCUUUCCAAGUACUCGAAAAAGUUUCCGCCUGUCCUCCUAAUAAGAGGACUUUCGUCUGAUGAAAGCAGGAAGGAAGGUACUGAACUCGACCCGGGUAACAAGAACCUGCAGAAUGGGCCCCAAUCCGACGGUUUUCAAACAACGGACCAAUCCCAGAGCCCGAAAAGUUAA
Messenger RNA from Notodromas monacha, 1017 nucleotides. NCBI's taxonomy places the organism in Eukaryota, Metazoa, Arthropoda, Ostracoda, Podocopida, Cyprididae. The record is from the annotation of a GenBank genome assembly.